This is a messenger RNA of Pectinophora gossypiella (pink bollworm), 2473 nucleotides long. It is a transcript of the gene Dgkepsilon, whose product is annotated as diacylglycerol kinase epsilon. The transcript has 12 exons. The record is from RefSeq and is a predicted model, not a curated record. The coding region runs from base 177 to 1736 and encodes 519 amino acids. Gene Ontology annotation, molecular function: ATP-dependent diacylglycerol kinase activity. NCBI's taxonomy places the organism in Eukaryota, Metazoa, Arthropoda, Insecta, Lepidoptera, Gelechiidae.
CGAGCACGUCACUAUCUGACUGUCUAUGGCUUAGAUAGACCAUGAAUGAAAGGGCAAUUUUUUUCAAACAUUUUCGUAAACAAAAUAGAAAAAAUGAAUUGAUCGGGAUACAUAUUGAUUGGUGUCGUUAUUAGUUAAUAAAUUCUUUUCAUCUAGUUGACUUUUGCGUAAUUAAUAUGGAAACUGUUUUAAAUUUGAACGAUGUUAUAUUUAAUUAUUAUUUUUUAAUCGGAGGCUUUUUCUUGAGUUAUUUAAUUUACCGAAUCGUUCAUACACUUUUGUGUGAUAAUAGUUUCAUGCAGACGAAAUUUAGGUCUCGUCGACACACCUGGAGGAGUAUUCAGUGUAAUAAAUCGAUACCUUACAAUAUUUACUGUACAAUUUGUGGAAAGCUUAUGUUGCCACUGGUGGGAUUAUUUUGUGAAUGCUGUGCAGCAAGUGCUUGCAAAAGUUGCCAUCGCAUCCUGAACAAGAAACUGAGAUGCAAGGCUAUAUCUUGGCCUAGUGACCGACCCUUCACUCAUCAGUGGGUUAAUGUCGGCACAACUCAAGUAGAAAAUACUGGUCAUGGGGAGGAUGGCAUUAAGAGAUUUUUCUGUUCAUGGUGCCAGAGAAUCAAGAUGAGUAGUGACACUGCUUUGAAUAACACAGAGCAAUGUGAUUUUCAAAAGUACCGCAAUAUUAUAAUUCCACCAUACUGUGUACAAACAGAAAAAGGAUCUGUAACUCAUAUAAAAAAUUUGCCUGAUGAUGAUUGGGAGCCGCUUUUUGUUUUUGCAAAUCGCAAGUCAGGCAGCAAUAGGAGCGAUGAAGUACUGUCUUUAUUCAGAGGCUUGCUUAAUCCAAUACAGGUGGUAGACUUGAGUUCCACGACACCAGAGAGCGUGGUGCGAUGGCUGCCGCCGCGGUGUCGUAUCUUGGCCGCGGGUGGCGACGGAACUGUGGCCUGGAUUCUUAAUUCUUUAGAUACGGCACCCAAUGUCAGAGCGGCCGUCGCGAUUCUACCCAUGGGUACAGGCAACGACCUAUCGCGUGUGCUAGGUUGGGGCGGUUCUUGUGACUCCCUGCUCGACGCGCAUUCCAUCAUACAACGCGUCAGACAAGCCGGGGAAGAAUACAUAGACCGGUGGAAAAUAACCAUAAAGCCGAAGCGUAGCCGGCUGCGUCCGCGCGGUGACCGCGUCGUGUACGCAUACAACUACGCGAGCAUUGGCGUAGACGCACAAGUGGCGCUCGACUUUCACUACGCAAGGCGACAGUUCCUCUUCCAGUACGCAAACCGGACGCUUAAUUACAUCGCGUACGUGUUCCUGGGCGCGGGCCGUGCGCUGGACGACGGCGGGUGCGGCGGGCUGGAGCAGCGGCUGCGCGUGACGCUGGACGGCAGCGAGCUGGCGCUGCCGCCGCUGCAGGCGCUUGUGGCGCUCAACAUACCCUCCUGGGGCGCCGGUGUCGACCUUUGGAGUAUGGGAAGCGAAGAUGACGUCGGUGAACAGAGUAUAAGCGACGGCAAACUUGAGAUCGUCGGUAUUUCGUCAUCGUUCCACAUAGCCAGACUUCAGUGCGGCUUAGCCAAACCCUAUCGAUUCGCACAAGCUUCAAAAGUUAAAAUCGAGAUGGAGGGUUCGUGCGCGAUGCAAGUGGACGGCGAGCCGUGGAUGCAGGGGCCCGCCACCAUCUGCAUGGAGUCCGCGCACCGCCGUCUCGUGCUGCGCCCGCAGCAGGACCACGAGUGACCUACUACACGCCCAACUUCACAGGACGCAGAUACCAGCAUGGAACUCCUACUAGUCGCAAAGCCUUACCGUACUGUAAGAAACUAAAGAGCGCUCUUGUAACGUUUAAAAUUGCGGAGGUUCACUUUUCUACACAUUCGGACUCGAUAAGGUAGGUUUUUUUUGUAUUUGUGACUGAAAAUUAUUAAUAAAUAUUGACAAGAUUAUAGGUCUCGUUUAGAUACGCGCGUUUUCACGAACUUACGAUAGAUAAUAGAGUAUUUUUUUAUAGAACAGAAAACAGUUGGCCAUUGUUUAAUACAUUUACUCUUUCCUAAAAUAUAGCGCGUAGAUUGUGGCGCGUAUAGCCGUUGCAUCUUUUAACUCGUAAUAAGUGUCCACUUGUAGUUUUCACUGAAUAUAUUAUAGCGGAUAUGUAUGCGUCUAUACACGCGUCUUUUAAUCUAUUGUGUAAAUAAAAUUACAAAGUUUUAAAGUUGAUUAUUGAAAAAGGAACGCCUUAGAUUGAUAUAAAAUGUUAUUGUCAUAAAUUAUUGAUGUUAGUGUUUAAUGUGCUAGUUUUUGAUUAGCACGGUAUUGAGUGCUAAUUGGCUUUCUAAUGCCACGAUGGUCACUAUUUCUUUAUACCGUUUCGUUCUUUAUACAUUCCGAUUUGUGAAAAAUGCGACUUCUGAAUUAUUUAUUCAAUGGUUUGAGUAAUCUCUAUUCUACGUCGGACUGAAACAUAUUGUUUUGAA